AUGACCGUGCAGGACGCAUGCUGCAAAGGCAAGGCCAACGUGCUCCGGGGGUCGCUGCGGACCCUGAGGGCCGAUGGCUUCGGCGCGGGCCUGGGAUCCAGGGUGCUCGGGUGGGGCGGCAUGAUGGCGGCGGUUGGAUCGUUCGUUCGGCCUCAGGGGCCUGGCGAGUGCUGCGAUCACAACUGUGUGGAGCGAGUGUUUAAUGUUGUCACAUCCAUACCGUUCAUGGUGGUUGGGCUGGCGACAAUGAGGCGUCGCAGGACUCGCGAAGGGAAGGUGUAUGGCGCCAGCAUAGUGGGUGUGGGAAUGGCUUCCCUGACUUUCCAUUCUGCAAGGGGAAGAUUUCGCAGCUUCUCACGGAAGUUGGACUACUGGACCGUCGCUGUGUCCUCUGCGCUCAUGUCCCGAGCACUCUUUCCAAAGUUGUCUCCUUUGGUGUGGGGCCUGAGCCUUGGGCUCACACCCUUCCAGCCGUUUGCUACUGCAUCUGCCAAUGCAGUGGCCAUGGAGUACGAGUUCUUGAGGAGGGCGAACAAGAACCCCAGUCUGAAGCCUGUCCAGCAGCUGCAUGCAGCCACGUCAGCAGGGGGCAUGGGCCUGUUCUGCCGUCCAGAUGUGCCAUGCACACACGGCCUGUGGCACUGCGCCGCUGCACUGUCAUGCGCAACAACAAAUGGUCUGGUUGCAGAUGUGGAAGCAAGAGAGCUUGGCUUCGCCCCAAGGCUCUGA
Ostreobium quekettii is the source of this 729-nucleotide messenger RNA. The record is from the annotation of a GenBank genome assembly. NCBI's taxonomy places the organism in Eukaryota, Viridiplantae, Chlorophyta, Ulvophyceae, Bryopsidales, Ostreobiaceae.